Messenger RNA from Leptomonas pyrrhocoris, 877 nucleotides. RefSeq lists its product as hypothetical. The transcript has a single exon. The record is from RefSeq and is a predicted model, not a curated record. Bases 311 to 877 code for a protein of 188 amino acids. Lineage: Eukaryota; Euglenozoa; Kinetoplastea; Trypanosomatida; Trypanosomatidae.
GCAUCACCAUUUGUCACUGCACUCUCUGCACUCACACACACGCACCAGUACAAAUCAUCUCUUUUCUCUGUUUUACUCUCUCUCUCUCUCAACUGCUGUUGUCUGUUGCUUGUUUGUUUGUUUGGCGAUUUCCUGUUUCUCCCUUCAUUGAAAUCGCCCUAUAUCCCAACGCUCUGACACCGCUACGCUAUUCGAGCCUGCCGUUUUCUGUCCUUCUCUUCAUCUCUCCCGAGCUUAGCGACUUCAUCGACAUUUUAUUUACCCACCGAGGCAGACACAGACGCACACACGGAGAAGAAUCCGAUCCAUCAUGUCCGGCCACCACCACACCAACGAUCCGAACCUCACCCAGAACCAGGGCAACAUGCUCGGUGACCGCCCGUGCGUCCGCCAGAGUCGUCUCUACCGAGAAGGCUGCAGCGGCAACGCCAUGAAGGAGUUGAUGGGGCAGCCCGAGCUGGCCUGGAAGACGGACCAGACGGAGGGCUGCUACGGCGGCGGUAACGUGUACGACCACAACUCCGCGGACCACAAGGCGGUGCGCAAUGGAUCCGCGAACAACGCCUACGGGCAGGGUCCGCAGAACCAACGCCAGUCCUUCCAGCAGGAUUCUCCCCAGCAGCAGCAGCAGCAGCAGCAGCAGCAGAGGCCUCAACAACAACAGCAACAGAGCUUCCCUCCCCAGCAGCAACAGCAGCAGAGGGCUCAGCAGCAACAGAACUAUCCUCCCCAACAACAGCAGCAGAGCUUUCCUCCUCAGCAACAGCAGCAGCAGCAGCAGCAAUCACCGACGGUCUCUGCAAGCACCGGCCGCGGUUUCCGCCCGGGUGCGGGUUACGCCAACCGACAGACAUACAACAUCUUCACCGGCGAGUAA